This is a messenger RNA of Amoebophrya sp. A25, 3005 nucleotides long. Lineage: Eukaryota; Dinophyceae; Syndiniales; Amoebophryaceae. The record is from the annotation of a GenBank genome assembly.
GGUCAGAGUCAGCUACGGGUACGCGCCACGAAAGUACAUCUAAUGAUUAAAAAUAUCGUGAUUCACUGUAUAAUUCCUGUUUCCGUCAUUAGUGAACAUGGCAACUCUGCUACUGCUUAAACGUUCUCCCAACUACUUGUACAUCUACUGCUUGCCAUCAUCUUUACUACAAGCAUCAAGAUGCAGGUAUUCAUGCAGGUCUUCGCGUUCUUGUUUCUCCAUCUGCCUGCUGUCUUAGGUCAAGCAACCUAUCCUUCCGAGUUCAAGCUCGAGUAUUGCACUCCAGAUGGGACCUGCCAUGCGAACACCUUUUCGUGUCCGCACUUUCAGAUGCGGUUGUGGUCGUACUACAAGAAGAAAACUCACAGACUGCCGUUGAAAGAAGCUUGGUUUUUGAUCGGCCUUCCUGGUGAAUAUCGAGAUGAGUUGGUCAGCAGUUGCCCUGGUGGGAUGCUCACGGCUGCCUUCUUGGUCGCCAAAGCAUCUCUCUACUCCAAUCCAGAACGAGCCGGGAUGUAUUUCCAGGUAGGGAUUGAUAUGCUAGCCAAUAAGCUUCCGGAGGUGCAUCGCGCAGUGGCAUUGGACACGUGGCCAGUCACAGAAGCCCAUGACGAAUACUUGGACACCCACGAUGAGCUAGAAGCGGCGAAGAAGGUGAGGGCGGAAGAAGUUUUAGCAAAUGCUGGUACUAGAGGAAGGAUAAGUUUAAGUGCAAGUGGGGACGGAGAAAUUGAGAAGAAGAGGUUGGAGGAAGGAGGUAAGACUUCAACACCUACAACAGGACCACCUGCCUCUGCACCUUCUGUAACAUCAGCAUCACCACCUGCAGCUGUCGACAGCACCACGAGGAGAACGACGUCUCCUACAGCACUAGCUCCUACACCCCUCGCGACAACGACAGUGCACCAAAGUUUAGAUCUUGCAAUAGUUCACUGUAGAGAGAGCCUGGCUUGGAUAGCAAAUGAACUCGUCUGGCCAGUGGACGUUCUGCGCACCCUGAGACUGUUCAUCUAUGAAAAAUGCGACGAAAACGGUGACUUAGCGGGAACGGCGAUAAAAUUGGAGGAAAAUUUCUACGGUAGAAGUACUGUUGGUAAGGCUCAACUUUCAAUGGUUAUUGGGGUUGGUCACUGAGAUCGAAGAGGUGACCUCUUGAGAGAACAGGGGAAAACGAAGGCAAAAGGGGACAGCUUUGAAGGGGGUCUCUUCCGUUCAGAGUCAGUGGCCACUGUUCCCUGCUGCGCUUUAAUGUUGGGAAUGCAGAAACAGCACAAGAGGCCAUCCAAGACACGAGCGAGAGCGAUCAAUCGACUGCUGCCCAGCAACAGCUUGACAGUAUUCUCCAUACCCGUUACAAUGUCACCCUCGGUUUCGGCGCUAAGAUUGGAGCACUGCAUGUCCUAGGACUCCAAGACGCUAAGGAUCAGGUAACGCUACGAUCCGCCAGACGUGAUGAGUGCUCUGCCUAUAGUGCACACGUGAGCAAAAUGCUGUUUAGAGAUGGGAAAGCGCGAACGAGUACCUACGAAAGACAGAAAUUCCUAUGGGAGAAUAAGGAGUUUUUAGCCGAUGACAUUUUGCGGUUUGCACAAAAAGAGAACCUGAAUGAGCAUAUGAUCGCACAUCAGAAGGAACUGGAGGAUGAGAAUGUGCUGGAACAAGUUCAUGCUACUGCUGUGUCUAGUGGUGCAACUUUGAAAAACGAAGGUACUGAACAACAAGUCAUCGGCGAUCCAGACUUGGGUGAUUUCACAAUAUUCCUUCACGGAGACCCGAUUUCGCACUGGCAACAGUUUCAGUACUCUUACCUGAACCUGAUGCUUUCCGCGAUGCAGCAAGGAAGACUAGAUGUGCGUUUUCUGCAUUUGUCGACCCCAAGACUAGUGGCAGUGCGAACACCGUGCCAAGACCAGGUGUUUCGAUACGUCAUGGGCAGAGGAAGGGAAGGGCUGUUGGAAACUUAUUGUUGUUAUGGGUCUAUGUGAGUCUUGGGUCUUCUCAAAUAGAGUGCUUGAGUACUCCAAUAGAAUUUAUUGUGAGAUCGACGGAUAUAUAAGCUCUAGAAUAGUUGUCUGCCUCUUCUAACACCUCGCCCAAUUCCUAGUAUCGAAAAAGCAGCUGAUGAGCAUACCAGAGUCAAGGCUGGAGAGACUUCAGCAGAUCGUGGACGGCUCAAUUCCUGACCUUUGUGAACGCGUCGGCCCAACCUACGAGAAAUAUCAGGGACAACGGUUGAGGUACUUGUACAACUACAACUGCAGCAUACCUAGUUUGAUAGUACCCCUGAUGUUUGAUAUAGCCAUUGAGUUUGAUAGUACAACUGGUAGUUAUGUUUGAAAUUACAACUGGUAGUUCAUCCUCAGGUGGCUAUCACUUCCUGAUGAUCAACCUUAUAACGUCUUCAAACUUAGUACUAUGCACAUCCUGAAUUAGAAUUCACGUUCACAACAUCAUUUUUUCCUCAGUUACUGCUACUCCCUCGAGUUCAUGUGGCAUGUGAUAUUGGGAGACCAGCCAGAAGGCGAGCCUCUUCGUAGUGACAAUGCUGAGGUGCCGUUUUUCUUGCGAUGGAAGGACAAUGAGGAGAGCUAUCCACUUUGGCGUGAUCCGUUCAGUUAUUACGUAAUGAAAAGCGAGUUCAUGAAAAAGCGGUGAGAUCGGCUUCAUGAUGUACAACUAGGGAGUAACUAUGUUGAUGUAGUCGUGUGGGCACGACGUUCAUGAUGUACAACUAGGGAGUAACUAUGUUGUUGUCGUGUGGGCAUAUUAUCUCCGUUUGGGAAUAUCUAACGACACCUACGGGGACUCAAGGAAAUUAUAGGAAAUCUAAUGACUCACAAGUUAGCAAGGCAUCUCUCGGAAAUCUUGGUUCUUUCGUAACGUUCAAACACAAUAAUGCAUGGACUUGCAUGGUGGAUACCUGGGUUUUAUUUUCGCAAUGACAGAAUCGCAAUGAAUGAAACGCAUACUUAGACAAUUUGCGCACACCAGACGAAAGAACGCAC